This is a messenger RNA of Mesorhabditis belari, 792 nucleotides long. NCBI's taxonomy places the organism in Eukaryota, Metazoa, Nematoda, Chromadorea, Rhabditida, Rhabditidae. The record is from the annotation of a GenBank genome assembly.
AUGGUCAAAAGCAAUGAAAAUGAUGCCGGACUAGGCCGAGACGCCCUUCUACUAUUGCCGCCAGAAAAGCUGAUCGAGAAGAUUCUUCAUUUAAAGAUUCUUUAUGAUGAACGGGUCGAGGAGUUUGACGAGUUUCGGUCAUCUUCGAAAGAGAUUGAACUCAUGCAAGAUGCUGAAAUUGGGGAACUACAGAAAGAAGCAAAUCUUCUACGAGGAGAAAAUCAGCGGUUGAAGAUGUUGCAGGAGAAUGCACAGGAGCGAGUUCAAAAUGAGAAGAAAGAAUGGUUCAAAGAUGAGGAAAAAUUCAAGCGACGAAUUGCUGAACUGACGAAUGAAAACGCCGUUCUCCGCUCAAAAGUCGUACAAUUGGAGCAACAAAAUGACAUUCUUGAAAGAGGCGAACGGAUAAAUCAACAAACACUUCAGGAUAUUGAGAAGGAGUUGAAUGAUCGAACCGAGCGCCAAAUCAUGCUUGAAACAGAACUCGCCGAAAUGUCUGCGACCGCGGAUGAGUAUUACCGACUGAAAAAAGAACUCGGUAUUGUUCGUCCAUGUGCCACCGUUGAACCUUUGCGGAUAGAGCGGCCUCGAAUUGAGCCCCAUAUUCCCGUCUCUAGCAUUAGACCCGUGCCCUGCCUGGAAACAAAAGAUGAUCUCAACCAAUCUGGUGAAGCUUUAACUGGUGGUCUUCAUUCAACUGUCAACCGUGUUGUGAGGAACUUGCUGUCCAAGUUGGAUCGAUUAGAAACACUGUUAUCAUCAGCAAAAACGCAAAGUGCUCAAACGACAAUC